Molecule: messenger RNA, 521 nt
Organism: Leptonychotes weddellii (Weddell seal)
Lineage: Eukaryota; Metazoa; Chordata; Mammalia; Carnivora; Phocidae
Source: RefSeq, a predicted model, not a curated record
AUGCCAGAGACCCAGAGCUCCCGCCAGGACCCCCGGCGACGGAAGAAGAAGCAGCCGGUGUGCCGCACGGUCAGCCAGAUCUGCCCGCCCCCGCGGCGGCCCCUGACCGUGGCCGACAUCCGACCCGGCAUGGAGAACGAGAGGCUGGGAGUCGUGCGGGAUUCCAUGUUUCAGAAUCCGCUCAUCGUCAAGGCUGAACUCGGGAAGCCCCGAGAAAGAAGCUGCAGUCUGCCUGGGAUUGAUUUUAAUUAUGGACUCUACACCCGGGGGCUGGAUGGAGGGGUCCCCGAAGCCAUCGGACACUGGAAUGUGUUUAAGCAGCAGCCCACCUGCCCCCACGAGCUGACCCGGAACUACAUCGCCAUGAACCGCGGGGCAGUGAAAGCCGGCCUGGUAACUGCUCGGGAGAAUUUCCUCUACCGUCAGCUCAACGACAUUCGUAUCAGUGACCAGGAUGACCGGCGUGUCAAGAGGGAACUGCCCCCUCUCCCACCAAAUAUGACGUUUGGGACCCCGGCACG